GGACCUACAGGAAGUGCACUGCAGCAGCUUGACAGUGGCUGCAGCGCGCGGCAUGCUUGGUCAGUGAAUCACAUGCACCGUCCCCGUUAUCCGCUGGUAUAAAUACGAGCUGCAGAGCGAGCAGAGGCAGCCUCAGACGGUUUGGAGCCUCCGGAAACACAAAGAGGUUUUUCUCAUCAUUGCCUGCUGGCCCCGUGAGAGUCAGAGAGGAUGUUAAUGAUGAUGAUGAUGAUGAAGAAGAAGGGGUCAAAGACUCUGGCUGUGUUGGCUCUUCUUCUGGCCUCAGCCAACUGUAUCGUUCCCCCAUCUAAAGAGGAUCUUACCCGGCUUUCACUCCAGGGAGAGAAAUAUCUGGAUGAACAGAUUGAAAACGCCAUUAAUGGGGUGAAGGAGAUGAAGAGUGUGAUGCAGAAAUCCUCAGAGGACCACAAGAUGUUUCUGGAUGCUCUGGAGAAAACCAAGCAGCAGAAAGAGGAAUCGAUGCGUGCGGCUCAGGAGAUGGAGGCUAAGCUGGAGCAGGAGGAGGAGGUUUGUAACGAGACCAUGAAGGCUCUAUGGGAGGAGUGUAAGCCCUGUCUGAAGAACACCUGCAUUAAGUACUACUCCCGCACAUGCAGCAGUGGAUCUGGACUGGUGGGACGCCAGUUGGAGGACGUGCUGAACCGAUCCUCUCCCUUCUCCAUCUGGAUCAACGGGGAGAAGAUAGACGACCUGGAGCAGGAGGGACAACGACAAAACACAGAGUUCAGGAACCUGGAGGAGAAAUACUCAGAGAUGGCCGACGGAGUGGACAGCAUAUUUUCAGACAGUAUGAAGGUGGCUGAUCAUGUGCAUUACAACCCUCCAAGUUUCAUUUUGCCCAGUUUCUGGGGACCCUACGCUCGCCGGAGCAGAGUCAUUCGCACAGUCUUCCACGAGCCUUUCCACGGCUUCCAGAGUUUGUUCUCCCCCAUGAUGGGCAUGGGCAGGAACUUCUUCGGCUCCAUGGGCUCCAUGAUGGACCUUGACUCUGACACACUUCCUAAUGAGGAUGGCAUUGUGAAUGAGGACGUGGUCAUCACCAAACCUUUUGGCAACGGCAAGAUGACCUGCAGAGAGAUUCGUCGCAACUCAGCUGGCUGCCUCAAGUUCCGCGACGAGUGUCAGAAGUGCAAAGACAUCCAACAUAUUGAUUGCUCUGGGAAGAAACCUCUGGAGGGCCCCCUGAAGGAGGAGCUGGAGGAGGCGCUGGCCAUGGCAGAGCGUUUCACCCAGCAGUACAACACCCUCCUGAAGAGGUUUGAGGAGCAGAUGUUUAACACCUCCUCCAUCCUGGACCUGUUCAACAAGCAGUUCGGCUGGGUGUCAUCUCUGGUCAAUAACACCAACUCAAAGGACAACAUCUUCCAAGUUCAGACGGUGAUCUGCAGGGACGGCGAGGAGAAGCCUGAUGAGGAUACGGAGCCAGAAGAAACCAAAGUGUCUGUGCAGCUCUUCGACUCACCACCCAUGAACUUCAGCGUCCCGGGUGACAUCCCCUGGACUGACCCCAAGUUCUCCGAGGUGGUGGCCCAGAAGGCUCUGGACAACUACAAGGAAACCAGUGUUGUGGUCAAAUAAAGUUGGAUUUGCAGCCCAACCUGCACUGUCUGCUGACAAAGAGAAUGUUCUGGAUUCAUCAACAUCAAAACAAACUUGGAAAUCCCGAAGCCAACCCACUGAUUCUGUUGUAAACUCUCUCCAAGUCCUGCUUUUACAGUUUAACCUCAGAGAUUUAUAUUGUUACAUUAGAGCUCUUUGUCCUGCUGUAAGAGAAGAUAUUUAGUAGAUAGAUACAUGUCUGUAGUACCUCAUACCAUAUGUAGGCCUCAUAUCAUAUGCAAGCUGGGCAAAAAAGGGCCGCAGCUCUAAAAAUGCUUGAGUUUUAGUUAAAAAACAACAUUGAUGUAACUUUAACACAUGCAGAUUAAACUAAUAUCUCAUUCACCACAAUUCCGUAAAGUAAAGAUUUGAUUUGUUGCAGGAAAACUGACAUUAGAGUGAGUUAAUUUGGUUGUUUCAGUGACUUUAAUCCCUUGAUUGGCCCUUCUACAGAUCUCUGAUUGUUAUUAUCUGAGUUGGUUGAAGUGGUUAAUUAACAGGGUUAAAAAUCACUGAUUAAAGCUGGGAUAAGUGAAAAUGUAAUAAGGUUUCUCUGUCCAACAGAGUUGAUCAUUUUCAGGAUUACUUUGAGCCCCUCUGUACAACAGUCUAGCAAUGAAGCAAUACAUAGAGAUCAAUAAAACCUACUCAAACCCA
This is a messenger RNA of Thunnus maccoyii (southern bluefin tuna), 2277 nucleotides long. It is a transcript of the gene clu, whose product is annotated as clusterin. NCBI's taxonomy places the organism in Eukaryota, Metazoa, Chordata, Actinopteri, Scombriformes, Scombridae. The record is from RefSeq and is a predicted model, not a curated record. The transcript has 10 exons. The coding region runs from base 211 to 1599 and encodes 462 amino acids.